Lactuca saligna is the source of this 459-nucleotide messenger RNA. The record is from the annotation of a GenBank genome assembly. NCBI's taxonomy places the organism in Eukaryota, Viridiplantae, Streptophyta, Magnoliopsida, Asterales, Asteraceae.
AUGAAGAUGGGGAAGAUAGACAAAGAAAACUGGACUGUGAUGUUUCAUAAGGGAUCAAAAGAAAGAGGUGAUUUUUCAGAAGUGUCUCACACUUCUCAACAUCAUGCCCAAGUUCUUCAAAACGACGAAGCGAACUCAACAGUGAAGAUCAAUUCAAAUUGUGGUUUUAUCCAACCUAGACACCGGCUACAGCCGAGUUGCACCGCUGCUUCUGCUCUAGAGACCGUGAAUGAAAUAGAGGAGUACAGGAAACAAUCGCUCCACCAAUUAUCUGGUUUUCCAACAUCAGCUUGCCGGCGCCUUACUUCUCCAGCGCCGUCCAUCUUCUUCCUCCGACCGCCGAUUCCACAAUUUAUUCCCUCAAAAAGCUUUGAAGAUCUUCUUCCUACAUUUGUCUAUAUUAAAAGCCCUAAUUUUUACUCUCAAGUGGUUCUUGAAGAUCAUCUUGUUAAAGAUUGA